Moneuplotes crassus is the source of this 1657-nucleotide messenger RNA. Lineage: Eukaryota; Ciliophora; Spirotrichea; Euplotida; Euplotidae. The record is from the annotation of a GenBank genome assembly.
AUGAAGGUGGGUUUGAAACAAAUAUGAAUUAAGGAAUAUGUUUGUAUAGAGCAAAGAACUAAGCCCAGUGGAAUCAGAGAGGAGCAAAAAUAACAGAACAAGAAGAGAGAGGAUUAAAACCAUCAACAUUCUCAAAUUGAAAUCAAGUAAACCAAAUUUACUAAAGAACAUUAACAAGAAUAAAUUUACUUCAGGCCUGCUAUCAACUCCAAAAUUAGCUCAAAAACCUUCAAAGCUGAGAGUCUUAAACAAUUCGAGUUCGAAAUAGGAACUAUCGCAGUAAUGAUAAUCACUCUGCAAGGUCUUUCCACAAAUUUAAUCCUAAUAACUUCCCACCAAAUACCCGUGCAGGGAGUGUACAGUUGAUAAACACCACUAGAGUGUCAAUAGCAGAGCAAAUUUUGGAUUAUGAGUUGGUACCGAAUGAUCUGAUUCAGUCCAAGAUAGAUUAUUUCAUCACUCCUUAUAACAAGCAGAUUACAUGUCAUAAACAUAUGGACUUUGGCAAGUCCAUACUGACUUCUGAAGAGUUCUUAAGAGUUAUGAACGGAGAAGAUAUUAUUCAGGAUUCCAAACGUUGGAAAACCAUAACUGAUAUAAUCCUCAAAGUCUCUGACAAAUCAUUCGAGGCAUCUAUCAACACAGUGAAUAAGGAUGCCCGGCCAAAGCUGAAGGCUUUGCUUGGCAGGCUCAUUCGUUUACAGAGAAAGAACCCGAGAAUAAGCUUGUAUGAUCUUUGAAGCAAUGGCGGCUUUACUAAAUCAGAGAUUGUUAUACUCUCCAAUUGUCUUCACAACAUCAGAAAAAUUUGAGAACGUUUCAAAGAUGACAAUCCUGAAGAACCCAGUUCAGGACUUCCAAAUAUUGUAGAAAGGUCUAGAUCUGAGUAUAGAAUUGGUAGCUCAGAUGUUGAUCCAAGCAUGCAUUCCCCAAAGAGGAAUAAUAAGAUGAAGAAUUUUCCAAUAAAAUUUGGCAGGCUGAAUCUCAACCAACAUGAUCGGAAGAGGUACACUGUUGAACUUCGAAACAGUCUCAAAACUAAGGAACCCAGCUUGAGGAAUUCUCCCAAGAAGAACUCAGAAUACUUCCAUACUGAUAAUCAAGAGAUGGAUAAUGCAGUACGCAGCAAUAGCUUUCAGAAGAGACUUACCAGAAAGGAACUUGGCAUGAAGUCCAAGCUGUUCUCUCAAUGCAUAGUUGAAUCAGUUGACAAGUCUAAGUCCAAAGGAAAGUUUUCAGUCAUCUAUGGAGCUAAAAAGUCUCGGAAUAAUAUGUGGUAUUCAAAGAAAGCCAAAACUAUUAAGGAGUUCGCCACAGCUUUCACUCAUCGGAGAAGUAUUGCAGUACCUUCUAAAUAUGAGAAAAAUAUUAAGAUGACAAAGUGGCAAGACAUUAACAAAGUGUUAUCCAACUUAGAAAAGGAGGAAUUCCCAAUGCUUAGGAGCUUCAAUUAUGCUCGAGAUGAUAGUCUUCCUCAUAAGGCUUCUGGUUCUAACCUACAAAAGCAAAACACCUUGAUUAAUCUUAUCGAGCCAUUAAAAGAAGAGACUAUGUCGUAUAAAUCUAAAAAGAGCACAGAAGACUCAAAAGAUUAUGACUUCACUAAGAGUAUUUCUAAACUUGGUCAGUAAUUAAUCAUUUCAAUCUGAGCUGGCUA